AUGAUAACUAGAAGCGCCCCAGCCAACGAAACCCCCGGUGAAGGUCGUGAGGAAGCUGUGAUCAGUCUUCUUGCAAAUUCUUCCGAUCUCAAGCGAGCCGGCCUUGACUGGAAGGAAUACUAUGCCGCAAUCGAGGAGGACUUGAACACGGGGCAGUACUCGCAACACUGUACCACGUUUGUCUUGACUCUUCUUCCAAAUCUCCGGCGGCUCCGGCUACCUGAACAGUGGAAUUACGGAGCAUUUGCGGCAUCCGAUCAACUUCUCGACACCGUGGUUCAAAAGUCUAGACUACCAGGCAGCAAGUCUAGUCUUUCUCAAGUCACUCUCCUGGAAGCAAAUGAACGUGAAAUGUCUACUGAAUUCGAUAUAGACAUGGCAGCUCCUUUCCUAACCUUGCCAUACCUCCAAUCUUUUGAAGCUCAGAGGUGCAAAAGUGCGAACAACUAUAGAAACACUGCUGGUAAAUAUGCAGCCCUUGAAAAUGUUAUUUUUCGUGACACUCAUCUUGAUGAAAUGGCUGUUGGGAACUUCGUUCAACACACUCCAAAUCUCAAGAGCUUCGUGUACAGUUAUUCAGGAAAUCCGGGGGUCUGGGAUAUAUGCAAGAUGCUCAAGGAUAUUGAGCGGGGGUUGGGAGUAACCUGGAGGAGCUUUACAUGCUCUACGAGUCAAAGAGCACUAUGGUUGAAGACACGGGAGAGGAAAUGA
Penicillium canescens is the source of this 711-nucleotide messenger RNA. RefSeq lists its product as uncharacterized. Bases 1 to 711 code for a protein of 236 amino acids. The transcript has a single exon. The record is from RefSeq and is a predicted model, not a curated record. Lineage: Eukaryota; Fungi; Ascomycota; Eurotiomycetes; Eurotiales; Aspergillaceae.